Messenger RNA from Drosophila obscura, 913 nucleotides. RefSeq lists its product as uncharacterized. Bases 59 to 856 code for a protein of 265 amino acids. The transcript is spliced from 3 exons. Lineage: Eukaryota; Metazoa; Arthropoda; Insecta; Diptera; Drosophilidae. The record is from RefSeq and is a predicted model, not a curated record.
UCUAGUCACCUGAUCUCCUCUUUUCAACAUUGCUACAGACUCUAAAAUUGACCCAAAAAUGUCUUGCAUUUGCCAAUAUUAUGCGCCUGGCUUAGACAGCAACAUGGAUCAAGUGGCCUUUCCUUUGGCAACUGAUGAGGAAACCCCAUCCGAGAACAUUAUACAAGAUGCGGAAAAGGAAUCUUCGGAGAUGACAGUGUCGGCCUCAGACCUAGCCGACUGUCGUGCAGAGAAUUGGCUCCUCAAGAAGAAGCUGAUGGACUAUGAGGUCACAAUUGAGAAUCUAGAACAGCUGGUGAAUAUAAUAGUGGACAAGCAGCAUCGAAUCUUGAGCGAAAUGUUCCAACUGAGCAAGGAAAACCGAGAGCUGCAGACUGAGUGUCAUCUCCAGCGCGAAUACCACUCAAUGGAAAGAAAUGCGUUGAUGAAACAGCUACAUGAUGUUCAGACUCUGUCCAGAAAUCGAAGCAUGGAAUUGGGGAGUGGGUCAAUCGAGAAACAUACUAACGACAGACCUGAGGGCCUCGUCGAAGCUGAAAUAGACACUUGUAUUGGAGAAGAAUCAAGUGGCACAGAGGAAGAAUUCUCCACGGAGGAGAUGGUGGAUCAGGAUGAAACUGAUGAUGAGCAUGAGACUGCCAUUGAGUACGAUAGCUACGAAGAUCAGGACUCAGAUGCUGACGACGAAGACUACGAUGCUCUUUCGGCAACCUCAUCCCCUAAAACCUCAGCUCCAACUUCACGGAGCAGCUCACCCUCGUCAACCGGCUCAGAAUCGGGUGACUCGGAUGCAGAGGCGGCUAAAUGUCUGGACUAUGAAAAUGAACAGUCCAAUAGCGAUAGCGAUACUGAUUGAUAAAACGUUCUUAUAUAUUUUCAACCAUAAUUUGAGAGAAAAAACAAAAACUUUAAA